Molecule: messenger RNA, 657 nt
Organism: Trichoplax adhaerens
Lineage: Eukaryota; Metazoa; Placozoa; Uniplacotomia; Trichoplacea; Trichoplacidae
Exons: 4
Coding region: 1-657 (218 amino acids)
Biological process (GO): mitochondrial respiratory chain complex I assembly
Source: RefSeq, a predicted model, not a curated record
AUGGCGGAGAACGACGACUCGCCAAAGUUAAACACCAAUAUUUCCUCUUUUCGCCAAAAUAGGAAAAGCGGCAUACUAAACCAAAUUGUUCACAAGAAUAUCCGCUAUACUGGAGACGGUGAAGAUUGUGUAGAUAAAGCGAUAGGUUACAGCAUUACUGGCGGUGUAUUCGGUACACUAUAUGGCGCAAUGUACGUCGCGUUAGCCUACGAAAAACCACAACCGUACCCGCCUCUCUACCGCCCCGGUAUUAUAAAUCUAGGAAAACUUGCUACCUGUACAGUUACCUUUGCUGCUACCGGUAGCAUGUUUGCUGUAACAAGCUGCUAUACAAGCUAUGUUCGCGGAAAAGACGACUCUGUCAAUCAAUUUAUUGGAGGAUUUGGUGCCGGAUUAGUCAUUGGAGCUAAAUUCCGCAGUGUAGCAGCUAUGAUCUUGAGUGGAACUCUAAUAGGAGUCACUUCUGCCAGCCUUAGAUACCUCGACUUACAUCGAGGUAUCGAGACUUUCGUUCCUGAUACAAUCUCACGUUCCAGUAUUCCGGACAAUCGUUAUGGAUGGCAAUCUCCCCUUCCUAAAGAUAGUCAAUCUAUAACCAUCUCCUCAGCGUCAAAGAAACAAGUACCAGAAUGGUAUGAAUCCAAAAAGUCAUUGUAA